Molecule: messenger RNA, 848 nt
Organism: Papilio xuthus (Asian swallowtail)
Lineage: Eukaryota; Metazoa; Arthropoda; Insecta; Lepidoptera; Papilionidae
Exons: 4
Coding region: 110-781 (223 amino acids)
Source: RefSeq, a predicted model, not a curated record
AUUUCAUAAUAAAUAUGUGUCUCACAGAAACAUGUUAUUGGUGGAAACUUAAAUAUCAAAAUGCAAUAUGAACACAAAAAAACUGUUAUGAAUAUAUGUUGAGACAAAAAUGGCAUGUUGUUGUAAGGCAAAAUGCAAUAAAGCGUCGGUGAGUUGCUUGGGUCGUUGCGAUUUGCCAAAGCACCGAUGUCUUACCAAAGAUGACAUCAAAGCCGGUCCCGUACCUAAGCAUAUGGGAUGGCACUACACCGCAAAAGAUGCUCCCGAACAUCAGUUAAGGUGUGGUUGGCGGCCAGGCCAUAUUUCCUGUUCUGUACUCAGGAAAAUCGAACGUCACAACUGCAUGAAGAGUGGAGAAUGUACGUCUUGCAUCGCCACUUGUUCGAAGCCGCCUUGCAUGAAGCCAUGUUGCUUCGUACCGAAGUGUGCGCCUAUCUGCCCAUCAGCCACCUCUUGUUGCAAAACGCCUUGCGGACAACCGCUCAUUAGGGUAGUAAGACACGGAGGCCAAUACAACAUAUGUACGAAGCCAUCAAAAAUUAGUAACGCACCAUCAGGACCUUACCCGUUGAAAUAUGUUCUCAACACCUCCCCAGAUGAUAAUGAUGAUACUACCAAAGCGAAAUAUUCCGUAGAAGCGAAAUUUAACGAUUACUUAUUUGAUUACACAAGUUCCCAGUCAUCUUUUGUCCUUGACUUUUCUCCACCAAACCCAAAAUGUUUCAAAGCUUGCCCUAAAAAAAGUAUCUCAUGCAUGCUGUGCGACACAUAUAAAUGCUAAUCUUAUUGUUAAAAUUGUUUGUUUUUUUAAUUUUUUUACAAAAUUAAAAACACAAUUCUUAAUAUUG